ACCAUGUUUCAAAAGGCAAAAAUUCCUCAAAGCAAUCCACAAAAAGAGAGUUCUAAAAUUCUGGAGUACAAUCUUGUGCGUAAAGCGUUGAGGACGCUAUUUGGAAGAGGAGGGCUUGAAUUGCAAAUCAAUUUAUAGCAAAAAAGAUAAAUAAAAGAUUGAGAGGAAAUAAUUUCAAAUUAUACGGGCGUUCAAACUUUUCCAGAGAAUUUAAUUUCAGAAUCACUCAUUCUAAAGGUUAAACUUUCCAGAAAUAAAUUAAAUAUGCCCGACACACAAACUCUUGUCAAUGACUUUGUUAACAAACUCAAGAAACGCAAAAUCGAGGGGUCACAAGCCACAGCAAGGCACACUGCUGAAUUGCUUCGUUCAGUUAUAUCCCAGCAGAGAAUCCCCUACACAAACCAGGCUGGAGCUCUUAUUAAUGCUAUAAAGGCUGUUGGAGAGCAGCUUAUUGCUGCAAACCCUGUUGAGCUUGCUGUUGGUAAUAUUAUCAGGAGGGUGCUGCACAUUAUCAGGGAGGAGGACUUAUCUCUCACUACUGCGGCUAUAGGUGACCUGAACAUUUCAGUUGGAAGUGAUGAUGAUGAUGAAGAUGAUGACAAAGAUGAUCAUCCUGUCCUGUCAGCUGCCGCUGUAGCUGCUGCAGCAAGGAGCACUUUGCGCCCACCAUCAUUACAGACUCUUCUUGAGGAUGUACCUGAUGCUACUGCUGUUCCUCAUACUUCUUCAUCUGGGGGUGAUUCUGAAGGGAGAAGCAAAUCUGCUGAUAAGAACUCAAGGAGCCGAAAACUAAAACAUGAUGUUAUUGAAGCAGUUAAUGAACUUAUUCAGGAUAUUGCUACUUGCCAUGAACACAUUGCUGAGCAAGCGGUGGAGCACAUUCAUCAAAAUGAGGUGAUAUUGACUUUGGGCCGCUCAAGAACAGUGAUGGAAUUUCUCUGUGCAGCAAAGGAGAAAAAACGAUCGUUUCGGGUAUUUGUGGCAGAAGGCGCUCCAAGGUACCAAGGGCAUGUUCUUGCCAAAGAAUUAAUGGCUAGAGAUCUGCAGACCACUGUAAUCACUGACUCUGCUGUUUUUGCCAUGAUAUCUCGUGUGAAUAUGGUCAUUGUUGGAGCUCAUGCCAUCAUGGCUAAUGGUGGAGUGAUAGCCCCUGUUGGCUUGAAUAUGGUUGCUCUUGCUGCUCAAAGGCAUGCUGUCCCAUUUGUGGUAGUUGCUGGAAGUCACAAGUUAUGCCCCUUAUAUCCUCACAAUCCUGAGGUCUUACUCAACGAGCUGAAAUCUCCGUCUGAUUUGCUGGAUUUUGGAGAGUUCUCAGAUUGUUUAGAUAUUGGAUGUGGCACCGGUGAACCACUAUUGCAUGUUGUCAACCCUGCAUUUGAUUAUGUGCCACCAAAUCUCGUUAGCCUCUUUAUUACGGACACAGGAGGGCAUAAUCCAUCGUAUAUGUACAGGCUGAUUGCAGAUUACUACUCUGCUGACGAUUUGGUUAUAAAACGAAAGUCAACUGCUGGAAAUUAACCUUUGUCAGUUUGUCUGGUAUGUUGAGCACAUUUUUAUGUCCAUGUUUAUAUUUUGGAGAAAAAUAUAGCUUCACCCUGAUUCUGCUGCCAAUUUUAAACAUAUUGUAGUGUUGAUGUAAGUCCUUAAUAUAAUUAGUUCUACCUCUUAUCUGAUAAUCCGUUAAAAUAUUCAUAAUUCAAUUCGGUGUUCUGUUUCA
Molecule: messenger RNA, 1720 nt
Organism: Chenopodium quinoa (quinoa)
Lineage: Eukaryota; Viridiplantae; Streptophyta; Magnoliopsida; Caryophyllales; Amaranthaceae
Product: translation initiation factor eIF-2B subunit beta-like
Exons: 11
Coding region: 265-1521 (418 amino acids)
Biological process (GO): translational initiation
Cellular component (GO): eukaryotic translation initiation factor 2B complex
Molecular function (GO): guanyl-nucleotide exchange factor activity; translation initiation factor activity
Source: RefSeq, a predicted model, not a curated record